Messenger RNA from Artibeus jamaicensis (Jamaican fruit-eating bat), 1853 nucleotides. RefSeq names its product MORN repeat containing 4 (gene MORN4). The transcript has 6 exons. The coding region runs from base 272 to 712 and encodes 146 amino acids. The record is from RefSeq and is a predicted model, not a curated record. NCBI's taxonomy places the organism in Eukaryota, Metazoa, Chordata, Mammalia, Chiroptera, Phyllostomidae.
CAGUGCAGCCGCCAACGAUGGCGGCGUUAAGUGGGGCAGGUGCUGGUGGAGGUGGCGGAGAGGCAGGUGUCCUGGACUAGCUCGACGGAUCUAAGGUCCCGGGCACUGGAACCCCUCGCCAAGGCGUGACGGUCAUCCCAAAAGACGGAGCCCAGGUCAUAGAAAACUGGAACUGGCUGGAAUGUUAAAGACAGUAGGAGGAUAAGACUGCUUGGGCAGAGGUGGUGGUGGUGAUGGUUGGAGAGUUUUCAUCCUUCUGUAAGCUGUCACCAUGACCCUGACAAAAGGUUCCUUCACCUACUCCAGUGGGGAGGAAUAUCGUGGCGAGUGGAAGGAGGGCCGCAGACAUGGUUUUGGUCAACUGAUAUUUGCAGAUGGCGGCACCUACCUGGGUCAUUUUGAGAAUGGGCUCUUCAAUGGCUUUGGGGUACUGACCUUCUCAGAUGGCUCAAGGUAUGAGGGGGAGUUUGCCCAGGGCAAGUUCAAUGGCGUUGGAGUGUUCGUUCGACAUGACAACAUGACCUUUGAGGGCGAAUUUAAAAAUGGCAGAGUAGAUGGUUUUGGCCUGCUGACUUUCCCCGAUGGGUCCCAUGGAAUACCCCGAAAUGAAGGUCUGUUUGAGAACAACAAGCUGCUGCGGCGUGAGAAGUGCUCUGGGGUCGUUCAGCGGGCCCAGACCGCCUCCAAGUCAGCCAGGAAUCUCACCGCCUGACAAGGGUUGGGUAAAGCAGUGCCGUUAUUCACUCGAGGUGAACAAUGAACCGGAUGUGAGAGGAGAUGGGAUGAUCUUGGAGCAGAAGCCUCGUGCUGUGCCCCCUCACCCGCCAGUCAGGGAGGGAUGCGACCACAGAGAAGUUCUGAGGACUCAGGCCCAGGCCCUGCGGUGGUGGUGCCAGGUCUGUCUCUCCUUUGUCUCACUUGUUGGCAUUCUGUGUCCCGUGAUAACAUCCUGGGUCACCCAGUGCAGACCUGCCGCUGCCUUCGACUUCCUUCUCUGCCAAGUGAUACAGGAUCUCUCCACCCUGCUGAUGUUCGGGGCAGAUGAUCCUAGCCCCAAACCAGGGCCAGGGCUUUGGGCUACCCUGGAGAAAUAAACAGACAGAGACUGCCUAGAUAGUGCAGCCAUCCUGUGGAAGUCCAGACCGGGGCUUUUCUGUGUGGGACUCCCUCGCUUGCUGCUGAAGGGCGGCAUGGCUCCAGGCUGCACUUUGACCAGAUGGGUGUUCGUGUCUGCCUGUUCCUGCUGUGAAAGAUUAGGUGCAAGUGCCAUUUCCCUUCCCCGACUUUCCAGGCUGUCUUCCUUACCUGAUUUUAGCAGAUGCUCCCCACUGUGCCUCUCAUUACUUGUGGGACAGGAUCUCUUUAUGGGAUAGUCAAGGAAGAAACCGAUGCAAACAGUUAUCUUUAAAAUUGUAUUUAUUACUUAUUCCAAGGCAAAAGGCAGGCCUCUCAGGGCCACUUCAGGCCCCAUCGUGGGGUGAACUGAAUCCUUAGGGCUGACUCAGCUUUGUCCCAGUGGACUGGUAGUGUAGGUAGAUCUGGACCUGCCCUAAAAGUGUGUGAACUGAACAGGUCUGGCUCCUUGCGUUUGGGUCACUGUAACUCUUCCACCGUGAGCCUUGGCCAUCGGACCUGGGGGCAGAUCUUGAUGGAUAGGAUCCUGCACAGGUCAUCACAGAGGCCACCAGUUACCCUGUGAUCCAGUCCCGCCCCCAACCGCUUACCCUCACACUGAAUGUCUCCUCAACAGCAGAUUGUGGUGGAAAUUAUAGCCGUGUGCCUCUGUUUAUUCUCUGAAUUGUACUGUAGAAACAAGUGUUUAUGAGGAAUAAACAAAUCACCAGAACUGCCCA